ACCACAGCCCCAGCCACAGCCACAGCCCCACUGAGGAGGCAGGACGGAUCCCCGACGAUCGGACUCACGGACCGGUCCUUGACAGAGAGAAGAAAGUUGAAUUUGAGAAAAGGCUCACCCUGGGCCUCAGUUUCUCUGGCUGGACAAUGGGGCCUUUGGAUGAGAUCUCUGACAUUGUGUCUCUCUGGUGCUAGGAGGUCAUAAUUCAUUCAACAAAUGUGUUCUGAGCACCUAUUGGAGCUAAGCCUGGCUCAGGGCAGCAAGGACCUAGCAAUGACAAAAGCUGAUCUGGUGUCCACAUUUACUUGGCUCACAGAUUAGGGUUGGGAGAGAUGGACAUUGUUCAUCUAGAAAAAUCCUUAUGCUUUGCUCUAAUUGCAUAAAGGUGAUGGAGGGACAGAUGGAUGAGGGGAUUAGUUUAGAUGGGGAUCUGGGGGGGCCUCCUAAAGAGGUGGCACAUGAGCCCAGGAUUGGAUGACAAGAAAGAAACAACCACAUGGAGACCUGGGGGAAGAGCAUCCUAGAAGAAGGAACAUCCCAUGCAAAGGCCCUGGGACAGGACCUCGUGUGGCACGUUGGAGGCAGGGCGAUGGACACCUUUAGCACCAAGAACCUGGUGCUCCAGGCCCAGAAGAAGCUCCUGAGCAAGAUGGCAUCCAAGGCAGUGGUGGGUGUGUUCAUUGACGACACAAGCAGUGAGGUGCUAGACGAACUUUAUCGCGCCACCAAGGAGUUCACGCACAGCCGCAAGGAGGCCCAGAAGAUGCUCAAGAACUUGAUCAAGGUGGCCAUGAAACUGGGCCUGCUUCUGCGUGGGGGCCAGCUGGGUGUGGAGGAACUGGCGCUGCUGCGACGUUUCCGCAACAGGAUGCACUGUCUGGCAAUGACAGCUGUCAGCUUCCACCAGGUGGACUUCACCUUUGACCGGCGUGUGCUGGCCGCUGGCCUGCAGGAGUGCAGGGACCUGCUGCACCAGGCUGUGGGCCCACACCUCACAGCCAAGUCCCACAGCCGUAUCAACCAUGUCUUUGGCCACUUGGCCGACUGUGAUUUCCUGGCUGCCCUCUAUAGCCCGACUGAGCCCUACUGCUCCCACCUGUGCAGGAUCUGUGAGGGCCUCAACCGGAUGCUCGAGGAGGGCAGCAUAUGAGCUCCCAGACCUCCUCCCUGCAGGCCCCUCCUUCUGCGGCUUGUCUACUGUGGGUGUCAUGGGGGCGUGGAUUUGGUGGAUUCUUUAAAAUCUUUUCUCCCAGUUGGACUCUACCAAACACCCCUGGACAGGUGACCUGUCCCCUUUGAGAGGAUGCUGAACAACUGGGACCACUGUUGCCUCUCCUCCCUACCUAGCCCAACUGGGAGAAAAAUUCAGGUCUGCUGCCUCUUCAGGGCCCACCUCUUGCCUCCAUUUGCAUUUCGUGACCUAUGCUGGCCCCAGAGUCACUUGAUGUAAGCCAAAGGCUGCAUGUCCCACUUAUGAUGUUGCCUGGGCUUUGUCAUUCCUUCAAACAAGGUCAUGACGAACUGGAUGAAAAGGAGUGUUAUAGGGUGAAUUGUGGCUCCCACAAUUUGAUAACAACCCUACCCCUAAAACCUCAGGUAGCCUUCUUUGAAAAGAGCCACUGCAGAUAUAAUUAAUUCAGAUGAUGUCAUUCUGGAGUAGGGGGUCCCUAAUCAAUGAGUGGGAAUAAAACGGAACUGUGGACACAGAUACGCACACAGGGGGAAUAGCAAUGUGAAGAUGGAGGCAGAGGUCAGAGUGAUGCUUCCACAUGCCAAAGAAUGCCAGGCAUGCCGGCCACCACCAAAAGCUAGGGGAGGCCAGGGACAGAUCCUGUCGGCCUCAGAAGGAUUCACCCUGCCCAGACUUUGAUCUUGGGACUUCUGACCUCCAGAACUGAAAGAGAAUAAAUGCCUAUUGUGUAAGCCCCAAGUCCAUGGGAUUUUGCCCUGCAAGCGCCACUUAGAGAAACUUCUGGUAGAUGCAGGUGAGUUUGGAAAGGACACCUCAAUCUGUCUGGAAACAUGCAGCCCUGAUUUCAUGUUUGGAAAACCAACAACCAGCCAAUCAUGUUGUUUUUAUGAGAUGGGCCAGAGCAAAGCUCAAGUCUUCUUGGACUUGGUGACACCUAGAAGAGGCAGUGAUUCUCAACAGUGGGGCGGGGAAGUCUGUUUGUUGUUUUGUCAGGAGGGGGCAUGGGUUCUCAAAGGUUUCAAAAUGCCACUAUGGGUCAGGAAGGUUAUUUCAGAUUGGAAGUUGGGGGGAAUGUAGUUCCAUGACUGUCUGCAGAACCAACUCUGCUGAGGGCAGAGGCCGCGAAAGGGAGCCUUAUUUGGUGAGGAGGGAGGUCUGGUUGGCCCCAUCCAGUAUUUGAGACAUGUGGAAUUUGGCUGCCAACAUUUAAGGAAUGAGGGAAUCACACAUACCAACCUGAACCCUGAAAUUGGGGUUUCUCUUGUAAACUUGCUGGCUCUGGCCACCUGCACCUACAUAGUCCCUUUUCUUGUCUCCUGCGGGCUCUACACUAACAGAUGGGAAAUCAUGACCCCAGGCUCCGGGGAGCCUUUGCAUGGUUUGGUUUCUGUUGCCCUGAAAAAGCCAAACACCUUCAUCCAAGAGCCAGCUGUUCCUACCUCAGCCCCACCCUUUAAAGGCAGCCUUCUCUUCUUAUCUCAGGCUUAGAGACACCUCUACACAUCUCCAUGUUCAAGGAUGAACCUGUGAGAAAGCCCUGAUGAAAUCAUAGGCUGUGCUGACUGAACAGAUCAAUGUGCAGUCCUGCUCCCUGCUGACCUGUCCAUCUUAUCUGGACUCUUUCAUAAGCUUGAAAUUAAAGAAAACAAACCAAAGAGCACGAUGGAACUAUUUAAACAUGCACACCUUCCACUUGCAUGGUUUGAAGCAUUAGAUGGCCCAGUGCUGCCUGACAGAGUUUUCUUGAGUGACCCUGGGCUUUGGCACCAGUGGCCCUUGUUGACAAGUUCAAUUUCUGUUCUGCCAAGUGCUGGGAUGGUGUAAUUGUCAUUUGCAGAGCGUGGCCUCUACACACCCAAAUGAGAGAAGGCUUCAGUCUUCAUCAUGACCAGAGGUCACAUGCCAGAGUGGCUUUGUUUCCGAGUUUACCUGAAAGCUACCUUAAGAUGCACAUAUACAUCAGGCAUGGUGCCUCACACCUAUAAUCCCAGCACUUUGGGAGGCCACAAUGGGAGGUUUGCUUGAGGCCAGGAGUUUAAGACCAGCCUGGGCAACACAGUGAGAUCCUAUCUCUUGAAAAAAAAAAAAAAUUAGCCAUGCACAGUGGUACAUGCCUGUAGUCCCAACUACUCAAGAGGCUGAGGCAGGAGAGUCCCUUGAGCCCAAGAAUCUGAGGCUGAGGUAAAAUAUGAUUGCACCACUGCACUCCAGCCUGGGUGACAGAGCAAGACCUUGUCUCUAAAAAUAAAGAUGCUUAUACACAUACAUUGAACAAGUGGGAGACUUACUUGUGGCCCUAGAUGCCCUGCCAUACCAGGCACACCCUGCCACCUGGUCUGCAUCUUUCCAGGGAUUUGGAAGCGAUGAACAAUUCUGGGCUGACCAGCAAAAAAUCCCAUCCCCUUGGCUGAGGUCUGGCCCAUGUGCAUUUUCCAACAGUUUUUGCACAGAAAGCCAUGAGCAAUGCUGCCAUGCUCACCUCUCAGGCCCUGUGCAGCUGCAAAGUCCAGAGUGGGAAAGGUUCCUGGUCCCAGGAGGGGCCCCUAGGAUACCAGCAACUCACUGUACCUUCCUAGACUCCAGAGCCCCACUGUUCUUGCUCUCGGGGCCCUUCCUAUGGGUGCAUGUAUCAGGAACUUCCUUAUACAGGGUGCAUGCUGGGAAGAGGUCAAGGCUGCUGGCUCUGCCCUCCGAGUACCUUCGGGCCUGGCCGCCUCUUAUCACUUUUUUUUUUCCUUUUUUUGCAGUUUUUGGCCAGAGGUGGGUUUGAACCUACCAUCUCCGCCAUAUGGGGCCAGCAACCUACCCCUUUGAGCCACAGGUGCCGCCCAUCACUCUGGUUUCUGAGAACAGUCAUUCUCCAAGCUUCUGUGCUUCUCAUCUCUAGAUCUGAAGGAGCUUCUACUCCAGGGAUGGUGGCAGGGACAGCAGAGCAUGGGCCACACUAGGCUUCUUCUAGGGGCAUGACCUCAGGCAGGUGGCCUGAUGCUCUCAGCCAGUUUCUCCUCCAGAAAGUAUUAGCAGAGCCACCUCCCAGGGCAGGGAUGAGGGAGGUGUAGAAAGGCCUCCAUCAGUGACAUCAAUGCUCAGUGGCAGCCCUGAUGCCACAGGCUGUAACUUGGGGUGGCAAGUCAGGCUGAAGGUCAAAGCUGGGGUCACACUGGGUGGGGUGGCUCACGCCUGUAAUCCCAGCACUUGGGAGGCUGAGGCAGGUGGACUGCCUGAGCUCACAGGUUCGAGACCAGCCUGAACCAGAGUGAGACCCUGUCUCUAAAAAAAUAGCUGGGCAUUGUCAUGGGCACUUGGAGUCCCAGCUACUUGGGAGGCUGAGGCAAGAGAAUCACUUGAACCCAAGAGUUUGAGGUUGCUGAGUUAAGAUGCCAUGGCACUCUACCAAGGGUGAUCAAGUGAGACUGUUUCAAAAAAAAAAAAAAAAGAAAUGGCUGGGGUCAGAAUCCCAGGCCCCAAUGCUGAGAGACCAGGUCCCUUCUGAGUGCCUGAGGCAUUGGGGGUUUUAUUUAUUUGGGUUUGCCUGUGGGUAUUUUGAUUUUUGAAGUCACCAUAACUGCAAUAUGGCUUCAAAAAAACAAUCAUAACCAACUACCCUGGUCAAGAGUACAGGUCUGUCCUGGAAUAGUCACCUGUCCUGGGCCUUUGACAAAGCCACAGGGAUGCAAGUGUGGGGACCCAGGUUCAGUGAGAGCAAGUGGCUAGUCUGUAAGAGCAAGUUCAGGGAUG
This is a messenger RNA of Nycticebus coucang (slow loris), 4930 nucleotides long. It is a transcript of the gene TNFAIP8L1, whose product is annotated as TNF alpha induced protein 8 like 1. The transcript is spliced from 4 exons. NCBI's taxonomy places the organism in Eukaryota, Metazoa, Chordata, Mammalia, Primates, Lorisidae. Gene Ontology annotation, cellular component: cytoplasm. Gene Ontology annotation, biological process: regulation of apoptotic process; negative regulation of TOR signaling. Bases 497 to 1150 code for a protein of 217 amino acids. The record is from RefSeq and is a predicted model, not a curated record.